UUCUACUUCUGUUCCUCACUCUUCUGACAUUCCUGAAUUAAAAAAAUACGAAGUAUUUGAAUUAUAAAAAUGACGAUGAUUAGUGGUUGUUCAGGGAUCUAGAAUAGUUAAAGAAAUUGUUCAAAAGUUUCAAAACAAUGUAUAGGAACUAGGAAGAUCACCUUGGAUUAAAAAUCCUCCCAUUAAUGUUCCCCACACCUGUGGAAAGAGCAUAAUUUCUCUAAACGGUGCUUUACAAAUAAGCGUAUCCUCCGGAACCAUCGAUCAGUUUCUUCUGAUUUCUCUCCUACGUCUCUUCCGUAAGCUUUGGUCGUCCUUCAAUGGAAGGAAAGAAGAGAAUCGAAGUGACAAGCUUGCCCAAAAUGUGUGGGGAUUAUACUUUGGGGUGGGAUGAGAUCAGAUGUGGCUGGUUUGCUGUUGAAAGAGAUGCAGUCCGUAAUGAAUGGAAGGAAGUGGAUCCAGAUCUGAAGCAGUUGGGUCGUGGUCUGGCAGAUGAGUAUACGGAUCCACCCAAAGGCACUGUUAAAACUAUCGCGAAUGGAUAUGGACAUGUGGUGGACUUCGUGCCGUGUGAGACGGAACAGGAGCCAAGAUUUUUGCUGUUGAGACCUCCAGGCACUUGCAGUAGGCAGAGGAGGACUAAGAGAGAGUUGGAAGCAGAACGCAGAAUGCCUGUGAAGCAGGUCCCUGAUUAUGCGGCCUACGCUCACACAUACAUACCAAGCGCACCAGCUUUUUCACCCACCCAGGGAGCACUUUCACCAGCAUAACAUUCCAGGCUCCCGAGAAUGGAUAUGGACAUGUGGUGGACUUCGUGCCGUGUGAGUGGGGACCGGAGCCAGGGUUUUUGCAGUGGACACCUUCAGGCACUCGCAGUAGGCGGAGGAGGACUAAGGGAGAGUUGGAAGCAGAACGGAGAAUGCCUAAUAAGAUGAGGUUGCCUGAUCCUGCGACCUUGGCUCACACAUACAUACCAAGCGCACUGUCUUUUUCACCCACCUUCCCAACAUCAGAGGAGGACCAAGGGAGUGUUAAAAGCAGAACGCAGAAUGCCUGUGGCCUGAUCCUGCGACCUACGCUCACACAUACAUACCAAGCGCAUCAACUUUUUCACCCACCGAGCCAACACUCUCACCACCAUAGAUAACUAUACAAUUACUCCAGACUCAACACCAUACAAUUCUGGCAGGUUUUAAUUGAACAAGCUUUAAACUUCAUUUAAGAUCGUUAACGAGCUUACUUGAAUCCACUCAUAACAAAAUGUAUGUGUGUGUUAUAACAUGUGUAAGAUAUGAGGUGCAUAUGGGGAGUUUAUCUCUCAUGUUUUCCUACAUUAAGCUAGAUCAAAUAAAUUAAUGUGAAUAUUAUACCUGUAUCCCAUCCUUGUGUGUAUUUUCAACUUUCCUUAAAACACAUAUGGCCAGGCUUCUUCUCCUUUUCAAGUUCUUGGUUCAAUUUAUGAGG
Cuscuta epithymum is the source of this 1464-nucleotide messenger RNA. The record is from the annotation of a GenBank genome assembly. NCBI's taxonomy places the organism in Eukaryota, Viridiplantae, Streptophyta, Magnoliopsida, Solanales, Convolvulaceae.